Molecule: messenger RNA, 4785 nt
Organism: Schistosoma margrebowiei
Lineage: Eukaryota; Metazoa; Platyhelminthes; Trematoda; Strigeidida; Schistosomatidae
Source: the annotation of a GenBank genome assembly
GGUGCUUUAUCUAUAUUCAAAUGUAUGCUCACUACAUACACCACCUUAGAACCGCAAAUUAUUUCAUUUUCAUUCUUUAUCUAUAAGUAAUUGUCCUCUUAUUUGCAUGUUUGUAUGUAGAUAUGUGUUUAUGUGCACAUUUCUAUGUUUCACUUAGAUAUUAAGUUCCCCCGUGUUUCAGUCUUUUUAAAGUUUAUAUUAUAUGUAUAUUCAAUUUUAAUUUUUUGGUCAUCAUGUCCAUAGGUCAUGUAGAAAUAAUGUAUGUGUGUGAAGAAGAAUAUGAAAUACGUCAGUAUAUAUAUAUAAAUAGAUAUAUGUGGACUUUCUUAUUGCCUUAGUCCAUUUCAGUCAACCACACCACCACCAACCAUAUCUUACCAACAACCGAUUCUUUCCAAUACGAUUAUGGUUAUUAAUUUACUAUUUGUCAUAGUUCUCAGUUGUAAUUUAAUCUGAACACUGAAAGGACGAUAAAUUCAUCUUAUAUUCAGAAGGUGGAUAUAAUAUAAAUUACUAUCGUCAAUGCGAAUAGUAGUAUUACAUUCCGUGUAGUGAGUGGAAUAUUAAAAAAAACAAGGAUACGAAAAAAACUCCUUUUAUCUUUUUAACUUAUUCAGUAUAAAAAUAAUUGAGCAAAAAAAAGUAAUAAUGAAUAUUACAUUACUAAUGAAUGAAACAGACUCUAUCCAAUGUCAUCCGGUCAAUGUAAUCUCUGAUAGUAUAGAUGAUUAUACAAAUUUAUCAAAUGUACAGUAUAUACAUAAACAUAAUGCCAGUAAUAAUUCUAGUAAUAAUAAUACUAGUACCACAAAUAAUAAUCAUAAUCACAAUAUGCUUAUCACUAAUCACAAAAGCAAUACAAACAGUAAUACCAAUGAACUAUCAACUACAGAUUGUACUAAUUUAGCAGAUAAUUUGAAUUCUAGUUCAAAUUGUACUUCACCAAAUGGCUCAACACUUACCAUGUAUGGUACACAACAUCGUUUUAAAAUCAGCCCAAAUACAUAUCAUGAUAUGGAAAACGGAAACAGUUUGACUACUACAAGUAUUGGUCCUCGUCCGGAUACAGAUCUAGAUUCAGCAUUCCCACCGAAAAAGUUAUACACUGACGAUAUACCUGUUCUAGAAUCGUUUCCUGGAUUUUACGGUUUCGAUCUUUAUCGACCAUUAUGUGGUGAUACUUAUGAAGCAAGUGAAACAAAACCGAGUACUGCAUUUUUUUAUUUUAAAGAUGAACAAGGAUGGACAAAUUUGUAUGCGAAGAAAACACCUACAUGGUGGACAUUAUCCUAUUGGUGUCAACGUAAACCCCCAGAAGGUUCAUUCAUUCGUUUAACACCAGUUUACGGGGCAUCAGAUAAACAACAGGAAGUAAUCCAGAGAUGUUUUGAAGAUUUUAUGGCGAUUCCAACCGCUGGAAUGGGUCGUUACAGUAUAGUAAUGGUUGGUAAUUCAUUAGCUGAAUACUUUUUUGAUCCAAUAACAGAACGAUUAUGCGUUACUUUACCAUAUGAAACACCUAAAGAAGGAUGUGAAUAUAGUCAGUUCAAUGGAAAAUUUAUGUGUUUCAAUAGUUGUCUAUAUAAUGGUGGUCAAGGGAACAAGAAACCACUCUUUUUAAUUAUAACUUUAGAACGUUUAAUAACUGGGUCUGAUCCAAGUAAGGGACAUUGUGAAGUACUUGGACGUCAGUGCAUCAAAUUUCGCAGUUGCGCAUGUCCUAAACGAGAUAAAGAGAAUAACGAAAGGCGUACUGGAGAUUCCUUAGUAAUUAGUACUCCUUCACUAGGUAAACGCAGAAAGGAAUCAAACGACCGUAAUGAUCGACAAGUCAAACGGAUACGUUCAAAUCAAAGACCAUCAUCAGUUUGCAAUAUAAAUAAUAUCACUAAUGCCAGCAUUCAAAAUAAUAAUGGGGUAAAUUAUGAAAAAGAUACCAAUCUGUUACGUGAACAUAACUGGUUAUCACCGAAUAAUGAAUAUUUAAUAAAUGAUGAGAAGUGUCCAAGUGAACCGAAUGGAUUUGACGACAUAUUUGAUUAUUAUGGACAAGAAAAUGAUUAUGAUGGUUACGGGCAGAAUACAAUUCACUUCAAUGGAGAAUCAUACAAUCUCUUAUUAGUUCCGACAAAUUUACCUGGGGCUGUCGAAACAUUAUCGAGUGUACGUUAUGGUUUGUUACGUGCAUGGAUAUAUGCACUAGCUAAACAUCAUUAUCAUCAUCAUAAUCAACAAUAUCACAUGAUAAUGAAACAAUCACCCUUAACAAAUGAUUUAAACAACAGAAAAGAAACCAAAAGUGACGCUAACAUUAAUAAUCAUACCUCAUCAUUAAACAUUACAAAUAACGUGAAUACUAAUAUGAUGGUAGGCAAAAAUACUACAGAAAAACGAUCAGAUACUUCAGAGAGUCGAUACUACCCUACAGUAUCUGGAAAUUAUUCACACUCGUAUAAUCGUGCUGUAAUUGGAAGCACUCUGAAUCAUUGGCUUAAAACGGAGUCACACUUAGCUGCUCUAGUACGUGAAAGGAUUAAUUUAUUGAACAUGUAUCAACAGACUUAUCACUUUAGCGGUGAUUCUACUGAUUCACAACCGAAUUCCACGUUAUCUACUGGUGCUAUGGGAUUUAACGGUACAGGAAAUCUAGAUGAACCAGUUAAUAUAUUAAAUCAAGACUACUUUAAUUCAUCUAAUAUGAAUGGAUCAGUAGGUAGUGAAUUGAUGAAUUCAAAUUUACCACGUAAUUUGUCUAAUCAUCAAACAAAUAUAAUGCAAAAUAUGGCUGCGUAUAUUUUAUCAUCUACUAGUACAAAUACUACCACAUCUACUACUACAACUGCUACGUCUAUAAAUAAUAUCGGUAAUCGUGGGUUCAUUUACAAUACACCAAAUGCUGUUGAUACAAAUUGGUCAUAUGAAACAGAUUCUGAUUUAAGAACUGGUCAAACAUCUCACACAGAUCAGUUAUACGAAUCAACUCACCAAGGAUUAAUCAUAGGCAAUAACAAUAAUAAUAGUACUCUACAAGUUGUAUCAGAAUUAAUCGAUCCUUAUGCACUAGUUCAACACUUACCUCAGUCACUUUCAUCAUCCUCACCAGUUCAUCAACAUCAUCACAUUCAUUCACACCAUCUACAUUCUGCACAUGUCCAAUCACAGCAUAAUCAUCAAAUUCAUCUUCAUCAAGGUAUGAAUAAUUCAACUUCUAUAUCUGAUACAAAUGAUAAUCAUUCAUCAGCAUUUACAACAACUGCAUUAAUUUCUGAUAAUACAAUGAACAAUAAAUCAUUAACGCUUAAUACAUGUCUCCUUCCUCAAAUAACACCAACGACAACGACAACAGUAACGGAUACAGGAACAUUAGGGACAACAAAUUUCGGUCAUGAUUUUAAUACAUCAAAUUUUUAUACUACAGCUUACUUUAAUCUUACUAAUUCCAAUGCUAAUGUUGAUAAUAAUAGUAAUGGAAGUAAUAAUAAUGUUAUAGAUUGUACUAAUGCUAAUCAAUCAAAUGAUAUGACAAAUCAAAAUCCCACUUUAAUUGACUCAUUAUCACGACCUAGUAUACCAUCGAAUUUAAAUCAUCGAAGUAUAUCACAAAAUUCCACAUUAUGUAACUAUCAGUUAACAAAUCAUACUAAUUUAUCUGAAUCACUUUUAUUAUCAGAAGAAUUGUUACAUAAUUGUCUGGACAAUAAAAAGAAAUGUUAUGAUGAACCAGAUGGUGUUCAUUCUAUACUAACUAAGCAUUUAAGAAAUACAUCAUUUUGUUUAUCAUCUACACGAUCCCCUGAAUCAUGUGGAGCUGAAAAAUUUGUUAAAUUAGAAAUUUAGAGAGAGAAAAUAGUUUUCAAAUGAAAUCAUACUGACAUAUAUUGGUUACUUUAUUAUUCAUUUAAAUUAUCAUAUAAAGUCAAUACAAACUUUAAUUCAGUCUAAUCAACUGAUACAUUCUAAUCAAAUGAUUUGAUAUUUAUCCAGUCAUUAUUUACUUGAUCUAAUCAUGUCAAUGAGACUGUUCUUUAUUUUUCUUUCCAACAAAAAAAACAACAAACAAACAAAACAAAGCAAUAAAGAUCUACAAAUUAUUUCCAUCUAUUCAAUCUUUUAUAGACCACAAGUUUUCAUUUAUUCUAUUCAAGCAUAUGUAUGCACAUGCAUUUGUAAAAUUCAAAAUGAAAUACUUCAAGUAACAUAUAACUAACAUAUGUCUUGAUUACAUAUUAUAUAUACAUAUAUCAAUUUCAAUAUCAUUAUUUACUAUCAUUAUAUUGUACAAGAGUAUGUACAUUAUAAGCAUUAAACAGUAUAAACCAGUUAUUUGGUUUGUUUUUAUCUUCGUUUUUUUAAAAAAUUAUUAUCUGUAAUUUCUUUUUUGGUAUUUUAUUGGCUGUCGCAUUUAUUGUACGCCUUGUAUUAUUAUCAUUAUUAUUACAUGAACUCUUUUAGGAUUUCUAAUGGAAUUCAGUUUCUUUUUUCAACUUUACUGUCAUUUAAAUAACAACAACAACAACAACAUCUAAGCAUUCAUCUAUUCUUUUUUUUAGUAUUAUUAAUGCUUUUAGAAACAUUCAGAAAUGAAUAUAUUGAAGUAAUGGCAUUCUAUUGUUCAUUUUCUUAAACUCAUUCAACUUUUUUUUCAGUACUAAUACGACUAUUAUUAUUAUUAUUAUCAUUGCUUUUUAUCGAUACACUUAAACAUAAAAUUUUGAUUAUUUUUCCGCAUUAUUUUCUGUUUUUUUUAUACAUAAAAAUUUUGUUUCCUAUUUUCUUGGCUUUAUC